CACUGUCGCCGUGGACCGCUCGCUGCGCUCUAAAGUUUGGAGCAUGCGCACUGCUGCGGCAAAUCAGCUAGUUAAACAAUGGUUAGCUUUAUGCGGCGAUAGCAUCAAGAACAGUGAACCAUAGAAAAAGGACAAUAAAUAUUUAUAUAUUCAGAGGUGGAGGAUUGUCCCAGGUUAAAGAAGACCCAUAAUGUUGAACCCAACCAACGGUGACCCAGGCCAUGUAGUUGUCAAUUAUGUUGAGGAGUAUUUGGAUCUGGUGGAGUCUCUGCCUUUUGACUUGCAGAGGAGCGUUUCCCUCAUGAGGGAAAUUGAUGCCAAGUAUCAAGAUGUGCUGAAGGAGCUGGACGAUGCUUAUGAAAAGUAUCGGCGUGAGUCCGACCCACUUCAGCGUCGGAAGCUCCAGUUAUCCAUUCAGAGGGCACUGAUCCGCAGCCAGGAGCUUGGGGAUGAAAAAAUUCAGAUUGCUGGGCAGAUGGUGGAGUUGGUGGAGAAUCGAACACGACAAAUUGACUGGCAUUCUGAACUCCUUGUUUCCUCCCAAGAAGUCCCAGAAAAUCAUGUUACCACGACAACAUCUAUGACAACCAGUGCAGCAUCUUUGAUGUCCUCGUCAUCUUCGAUGGUUACCCCAGGGAAAUCCAGCCACAACGACAAGAAGCGUGAUGAGGUCACCCCGGGUUCUGGCUGCGCAGACAAAGCUGGAGGAAAACGCUUAAGGCGGCAGAAAAAUGGAGAAAGCAGAGAAUGCUACGGAGCUCUGGAUCAUGCGGAGGAAGUAGGUACACCUCGGGAAAAGAGGGCCAAAACGUCAUCCAAGAAGAAGAAAAGAUCUAAAGGAAAGUCGGAGAGGGAGGUGUCUCCUCCAGACCUGCCCAUCGACCCGGAUGAGCCGACGUACUGUCUGUGUGAGCAGGUCUCCUACGGCGAGAUGAUCGGCUGUGAUAAUGAUGAGUGUCCCAUUGAAUGGUUUCAUUUCUCCUGUGUGGGGCUCAAUCACAAGCCCAAAGGAAAGUGGUACUGUCCCAAGUGCCGAGGUGAAAAUGAAAAGACCAUGGACAAGGCUCUGGAACGGGCUAAAAAGGAGCGAGCUUAUAACAGGUAGCUUACUCAGCCCAGGUCAGUAAACAGAUGUCUUGGAUUCCAUUUAAAAUGGAUGCCGUGUUGCAGUAUUGUAUAGAUAAGAGGGAUCUAAUUUAAAAGGUUAUUUUUGUAACUGCUGGAGGACCGAGGAACAAAAUGAGUCUAUCUGGGUUGUUUGUGAAGAAUCGCCACAGUAAACCUGCUUGUUCUUGUUCUGCAUUUGCAUCCCUUGUUUCCAUUGUGCGUGCAGCAUUGUGUUCAACAUUGUGGACUCAUUUAAUAAAUAAAUCAUUUAUAG
Messenger RNA from Nothobranchius furzeri (turquoise killifish), 1381 nucleotides. It is a transcript of the gene ing1, whose product is annotated as inhibitor of growth family, member 1. The record is from RefSeq and is a predicted model, not a curated record. NCBI's taxonomy places the organism in Eukaryota, Metazoa, Chordata, Actinopteri, Cyprinodontiformes, Nothobranchiidae. Gene Ontology annotation, biological process: positive regulation of DNA-templated transcription. Gene Ontology annotation, cellular component: nucleus.